AUGCCCUCCCCGCGCCGCUCCACCUCGCGCCCUCUCGGCAAGUCCUCCUCCUCCUCCUCCGCCGCCCCCGCCGCGCCGCUGCUGCUCCCCUCCGACGACCCGGCCACGUUCCUGACGCUCAUGGCCGACACGCUGCGGCUGUCGAGCGAGACGCUGACAAUGGCCUACGUGUACAUCCACCGCUACAAGCGCUGGUGCGCCGACACGGACAGCGCCGACAACACCGACGCAGACGCAGACGCAGACGCAGACGCAGACUCACCGCAGUCCCGCGUCUCUGACCUCCUCGACGAACACACCCUCUCCCUCGCCUCCCUCUCCCUCGCCACAAAAGCCACCGAAUCCCCCCGUCGCCUGCGCGAGUUCCUCAUCCCCGCCUACACCCUGCAACACCCCACCUCCGCCCCCCUCACAUUCCCCUCCCCCCUCUACGACGCCCUCCGCUCAACCCUCGUCACGGCCGAGCUCCUCCUCCUGCGCGUCCUCCGCUUCGAGCUGCGCCUGCCCCUGCCCUACGAGUACCUCCCGCGCCUGCUCGAGCGCGCGCUCACGCUCUCCGACCCGCCGUCGGCCGAGGAGGAGCGGCUCGAGUGCCGCGUCGUCGACCUGAAGGACACGGCGCUGGGCCGCGCCGUCUGGGUCAAGGUCGGCGUGGCCAUGACGCGGUACAAGGUUUGCAACUUCUUCCCGCCGCGGGCGGUGGCGGCCGCGUGUGUGUACUAUGUGGCGGUGGUGGAGAGGGGGCUGAGGGCGCCCGGGGGCGCCGAGGUGUGGGUGCGUAGGGUGGCGGGGAGAGGGUGGAGUGGGAGGAUUUUGUGGAUGCGUUGGAGGAGAUUAAGGCUUUGA
This is a messenger RNA of Morchella importuna, 846 nucleotides long. RefSeq lists its product as uncharacterized. Lineage: Eukaryota; Fungi; Ascomycota; Pezizomycetes; Pezizales; Morchellaceae. Gene Ontology annotation, molecular function: cyclin-dependent protein serine/threonine kinase regulator activity. The transcript is spliced from 2 exons. The coding region runs from base 1 to 846 and encodes 281 amino acids. The record is from RefSeq and is a predicted model, not a curated record. Gene Ontology annotation, cellular component: nucleus. Gene Ontology annotation, biological process: regulation of transcription by RNA polymerase II.